GAGCUAGUUUGUGCAGGUGGGUGAGUGAGGGGGGCCCAGGAUCGUCUGGGGGCUUGAGAUAAAGGAUGAGCCAGGGCGGGAACAGAACCAGGAGCGGCCCAUAAGGAACUGUCGGGUGGCGCUGGCAUCCAGGUCUCCCUGUGGGUCCGGCUCCGGUGUCUGUUAAACGUAGCACUCGCGAUUUCUCUUGGGAGGGCUAGACUUGACAGCAGUAGGAACUCAGGGUUCCUGUUGGCUUGAGGGUCAUCUUGUCCCCGCGCGAUUCCACUGCUGUGACCCCUACAUACCGUGGCCCUACAUCUGACCUUUCAUGAAACCAAAACAUCAGCAAACCAUCAACGAAGUAGCUGGCAGUGGUUCUUGGUCCGUAUUUUACCACAGUGGGGAUGGUGAGGGGUGUUCUGCUUGUGGUUUGGUGGUCCUGGGUCCCGUUCUUAGACUGCUCUCAGGCCUGCAUAGCUCUUCUCAUGUACUUAAUUUCUCACCUGACACGAAGGAACUACUUUUUAUCACGUCAGCAAGUCUUACUUUUGACCUGGAAUGAGGGGAAAAGGUGAAGGUAGGAUUACUAAAGAUAGCAAAUGGUAACAACAAUUAACAGUGUCUUUUUACCAUUUACUACAUUAUAUCAUUUAAAUAUCACUGCAGUUGUGAAGUAUAUCUCAUCCCUCUAUUCAUUCAUUUUAACAUCUACUGCAUCUCCCACUAUGUGCCAGGCACAGUCCUAGGCACUUCCUUGAUCAAGAUUAAACUUCCUCCUGAAGUUUAUGUUCCAGGUGGGGGACACAGGACACAAGCAGAAGAUAUGAAAACAAGGCUGGCAGCUUCAUCACUGGAAUUGAUGUCACCUCCAAGGAAGCAAUUGAAAAGAAAGAACAGCGAGCCAAGCGCUUCCAUUUUCGAUCAGAAGUGAAUCUUGCCCAAAGAAAUGUAGCCUUGGACCGAGACAUGAUGAAGAAAGCAAUCCCCAAAGUGAGACUGGAGACCAUCUACAUCUGCGGAGUAGAUGAAAUGAGUACCCAGGAUAUCUUUUCCUAUUUUAAAGAAUAUCCUCCGGCUCACAUCGAAUGGUUGGAUGAUACCUCCUGCAAUGUGGUUUGGCUGGAUGAAAUGACAGCCACACGAGCCCUUAUCAAUAUGAGUUCUCUGCCAGACCUGGAUAAGAUAAGAGGCAGGGAUGCCAAUGAGGACAAGUCAUCUGAGAAAAGCAAAAAAGGCAAGCAGGAAGACAGUUCAGAUGAUGAUGAGGCUGAAGAAGGGGAAGUUGAAGAUGAAAACUCAAGCGAUGUAGAGUUGGACACAUUAUCUCAGGUAGAAGAAGAGUCUCUGCUAAGAAACGAUCUUCGUCCAGCUAACAAACUUGCUAAAGGAAAUAGGUUAUUCAUGAGAUUUGCUACAAAAGAUGACAAAAAGGAACUUGGAGCAGCCAGAAGAAGUCAAUAUUACAUGAAAUAUGGGAAUCCAAAUUACGGAGGCAUGAAAGGAAUUCUUAGUAAUUCUUGGAAGCGAAGAUAUCAUUCCCGUCGCAUUCAGCGGGAUGUGAUCAAGAAGAGAGCCCUGAUUGGGGAUGAUGUUGGCUUGACGUCCUAUAAACACCGACAUUCCGGACUAGUGAAUGUCCCUGAGGAACCCAUUGAAGAGGAGGAGGAAGAGGAGGAAGAGGAAGACCAGGACAUGGAUGCAGAUGACAGGGUGGUGGUGGAGUACCAUGAGGAGCUCCCAGCUCUCAAGCAGACCCGGGAGCGAAGCACAUCCAGGCGGUCCAGUGCCAGCAGCUCAGACUCUGAUGAAAUGGACUAUGAUCUAGAAUUGAAAAUGAUUUCUACUCCUUCACCAAAGAAAAGCAUGAAAAUGACUAUGUAUGCUGAUGAAGUGGAAUCUCAGUUGAAAAAUAUAAGGAACUCCAUGAGGUCAGAUACUGUAUCCACAAGCAAUAUCAAAAACCGAAUCGGUAACAAAUUACCGCCUGAGAAAUUUGUAGAUGUCCGGCAUUUAUUAGAUGAAAAACGUCAGCACACGCGCCCACGGCCAUCGGGCAGCAGCACUAAAUCAGAUAUACGCCAGCGGUUAGGAAAAAGACCACAUUCUCCAGAAAAGGCUGGUAACCCUGUCGUUCGGAGAGAGCCCUUUUCUGAUGUACAUAGUAGGCUAGGUGUUCCCAGGCAGGACACUAAAGGCCUCUAUUCUGAUACUCGGGAAAAGAAGUCAGGUAGUUUAUGGACUCGCUUGGGAUCUGCAUCCAAGACCAAAGACAAGAACAUGAAGAAAGUGGAUCAUAGGGCUCCUGGCACUGAGGAAGAUGACUCCGAGCUGCAGAGGGCGUGGGGGGCUCUGAUUAAGGAGAAAGAACAAUCUCGCCAAAAGAAGAGUCGGCUAGAUAAUUUACCAUCUCUCCAGAUUGAAGUUAGUCGGGAAAGCAGCUCUGGUUCGGAGGCAGAAUCCUGAUGCUCUUGGGGCUGAUGGCAGCUGCCCUAAAGCUUGACAUUAUUGUGCAGGGUGGGGCGCACAGUAGGAACCUCCCCUGCAGGAGCCGGUGCCCCUCCUGCUUUUACUCCUGCAGUCACCCUCAGCUCUUGCUACUUUAGCAGGACUUCUUAAGAAUGUGACCUGUUCUGAAGGGCUCUGUCUUUUGCUGCAGAGUUAUAGUUCUGGGCCCUCAAUUUUUUUCCUACCACCCCACAAGCUUUACCCUUUGAGAAGAAGGCAGCCCUCCAGAUUUUUGUAGACGAUUUUCUUAAUAUUUUUAACAUUGUGUCUUUUAAAAGAAAUGUUUUACACAGUUCAUCCAAAGAGCAGAGAACUGAACUUCUCACUAUUGCCUUGGCCCCGACAGCUGUUACCAGCACCCUUUUCCCAAGAAAAGUCAAUUCCCAGGUGCUUAUUGGACAGCCUUCAAGGGGGAAGAUGAGGGAAGCUGCCAGUUCACCCUUCCAGGACCCUAGUGUGGGGGCCGAAUCUCAUGGACCUGACCUCAGAGGUGCACCAGUGCUGCCCAGGUAGAUAAGAGACUCCGCAUCGAUCGUGCUUCCGUUCCUCCCUGGGGAUUUCUGUUGGGGACCGCUUGCUAGCAAUCAGCUUGAAGUGAAGAUCAAGUUCAGUGCUGUGGGAUUUUUAGGAACAAAAAAUUGACUUCUGGAUUUGGGUUGUUUUUUUUUUGUUUUUUGUUUUUGUGCCAGGGGUGGGGUCAUGGGGUAAUGUUGAACAACUUUUAAGUUUGUAUUAUGUUUAAAAAUAUUAAUGGUUUAAAAGUUAAAAUUUUUAAUUUUUAUAUGUGAAAAUACUUCCUGUUGGCUAGAAGGGAAGCUCAAGUGGUGUCUAAUGUGCUGUUAAAUAUAUAUUAUAUACUUUGGAAGAAGGCAAAGAGAGGAGUCUCAUUAUUUUUAAAUGAUCCUACUUGUAUAGUCUGUUGUACAUAGAGUUGAACUUGCUUUUUGGCCACUGUAGGAAAAGACCCAUCCAUCCCAGAUGGGGCUCUGUUGUUUAUCAUCACUUUAGAAGUAAUGCAUUGUUCUUCUUUCUGUCUCCAAGUUCUGGCACCUGAAGACAUCUUCAAAACUGAUAAAUAAGAUAAUAGCUACAGAAAUUUUAGUUCAUUUAUUUUUAAACUCCUUUCCGAUCAUUUUAACCACAAAAAGGCAAUAGAUUAUUUUGUUUUCCUAUCUGAUUUUUAUUUUGAAGUAUUUAAUAUUUGCAUUCCUCUGCAGACUUAAAAACAGUGUUUCACUUCAGUUCACCAGAACUUGGGAGUUAGAGAUAGAAAAGCCUUUGUCCCUUUGGCGGUGUCAUAAAUUGUCAUCUGCCUGGAGCAUUUCAGUUUCCACUGCAGCCCUGGAUUCUGGAGAUCCUUACCUGGGGCUGAGCUAAACUAAUGGUCACAUGGGUAGUUGGUUAAACGCAGAACACUGAUGUUAAUAAAGUAAAGGGCUGUGAGACUUGAAA
This is a messenger RNA of Phyllostomus discolor (pale spear-nosed bat), 3939 nucleotides long. It is a transcript of the gene NCBP3, whose product is annotated as nuclear cap binding subunit 3. Gene Ontology annotation, molecular function: RNA 7-methylguanosine cap binding; mRNA binding. Lineage: Eukaryota; Metazoa; Chordata; Mammalia; Chiroptera; Phyllostomidae. Bases 949 to 2445 code for a protein of 498 amino acids. The record is from RefSeq and is a predicted model, not a curated record. The transcript is spliced from 13 exons. Gene Ontology annotation, cellular component: nucleus; cytosol.